AUGGCGACGGCCAGCGACCUGACAGCACGCUACGCUGGGUCACGCCAGCGCUCGGGACUUGGGUGUGUGCAAUACGGACAGCAGCCGCGUAGGCUGACAUCGGUGAGACGUGGCUGCGACUGCGACUGCGAUUGCGACUGCGACUACGACUCCCGCGCUCUUCCCCAGGAAUUCGAGGUCAAGCCUGCAGCGCUCGGACGACGGCAGCGAUUUGCGCUAGCCACUUGCGGCAACAUCUGGGGUAAAGUGACCGUUAGCGUCGUCACUAGUUUAUCGCAUGAGUCCCAUGGGCCGCCUGAACCUCCAGCCACUCAUGGCGCCGCAUGA
Bipolaris sorokiniana ND90Pr is the source of this 327-nucleotide messenger RNA. RefSeq lists its product as uncharacterized. NCBI's taxonomy places the organism in Eukaryota, Fungi, Ascomycota, Dothideomycetes, Pleosporales, Pleosporaceae. The transcript has a single exon. The record is from RefSeq and is a predicted model, not a curated record. Bases 1 to 327 code for a protein of 108 amino acids.